Triplophysa dalaica is the source of this 3321-nucleotide messenger RNA. It is a transcript of the gene rag1, whose product is annotated as recombination activating 1. The transcript has 4 exons. The record is from RefSeq and is a predicted model, not a curated record. Gene Ontology annotation, cellular component: endodeoxyribonuclease complex; DNA recombinase complex; nucleus. Bases 142 to 3321 code for a protein of 1059 amino acids. Gene Ontology annotation, biological process: pre-B cell allelic exclusion; V(D)J recombination; adaptive immune response. Gene Ontology annotation, molecular function: metal ion binding; ubiquitin protein ligase activity; double-stranded DNA endonuclease activity. Lineage: Eukaryota; Metazoa; Chordata; Actinopteri; Cypriniformes; Nemacheilidae.
CUGAGAUCCAGAGAGCCUGGAAGACAGACAGCAGCGUGCAGAAAAACACACCCGGCUUCCCCUGUGCCCCCAUGCGGAAAAAGCCCCAGGGGAGAAUUUGCCAGCUGAGCUUCAACAACAAGGUGAUUCUAAGCUGACGCCAUGGAGAAUGGGAGGUGGAGUUGCGAGGACGCUCCCAGAGCUUCCAUGCCAGAUGAGCUGUCUCAUCCGAAGUUCUCCGAAUGGAAGUUUAAGCUCUUUCGGGUCAAAUCCAUGGAGAAGGCGCCGCUGCCGAAUGAAACGCCGGUGGAUAAGGAGAAUGUGCCUGAGGUGGAGAUGGAGAUGGUGGGCUCCCCGGGUAGCGUGAUGAAGCUCUGUUUUGGAGGGAAGAGCAAGGAGAACGUGGAAGGAGCUCGGGAUAGAGUGGAUCUUAAACUGCAGGAGAUUGACACCCACAUGAAUCUUCUGAAAACUCAGUGUCGCCUGUGCGGACUGUCUAUACGGAAAGCUAAAGGUCCAGCGCACGAGGUCCAGGGAGACUUGGAAGAAUCCAGCAGAUGUUCCCUGCGCAAGAUGGGCUGCAAGCUGGUGACCUGGCCAGAGGUCAUCUCGAAAGUCUUUAAGGUGGACGUAACAACCGACAUGGAGACGGUCCAUCCUUCCAAAUUCUGUCACCGUUGUUGGACUGCUGCCAUGAGGGGCGGUGGAUUCUGUACCUUCACCAGGACCAGGAUCCCGGAGUGGAUGCCCCACACCUCCCAUUGCAACAUCUGCUUCCCCAAGAAGACCUCAUUUAAGCGGAUGGGAAGGAAGCGGGCCAAGCCAGUAAAAAAUUCACACCUUUCAAAGAGAUUCAAGCGUGACUCUCCAACAUCAUCUAAUAGAGUGUGGAGACAGACCCCAGAGAGUCUAGAGACAUCAGGUGGCACAGAAUGGAUCAAACCAUCGGUUCAAAGAGGACAGUGGGUAAAGGACAUCACACAAUGCCAGCGGGACCAUUUGAACACCAAGCUGGUCUCCCAAGACCUCCCAACGGACCUGUUGCGUGCCUUUACGUGUCAAGUAUGUGAUCACCUGCUUUCCGAUCCCGUCCAGUCGCCAUGUCGACACCUGUUCUGCCGUAACUGCAUCACAAAGUACAGUCACGCAUUGGGUCCAAACUGUCCCACCUGCCACCAGCACCUGAACCCAUCUCACUUGACUAGACCGGCAAAGUUCUUCCUCACAAGUCUCAGCUCCCUGCCGCUUAUCUGCCCCAGCGAGGGCUGCACUGAAUGGGUCCGAUUCGACUCCUUUAGAGAACACAGCCUCAACCACCGUGCCAAAGAAUCCCAAGAAGAGCAAACGUCUUCAGAGCAGAACUUAGACGGUUACUUGCCGGUCAACAAAGGGGGACGUCCUCGGCAGCACCUGCUUUCGCUGACCCGUCGAGCCCAGAAGCACCGUCUGAGGGACUUGAAGACCCACGUGAGGGUGUUUGCUGAUAAGGAAGAAGGGGGAGAUGUGAAGUCGGUCUGUUUGACGCUCUUCCUUCUGGCGCUGAGAGCCGGCAAUGAACACAAACAGGCAGAUGAGUUGGAAGCUAUGAUGCAAGGUAGAGGAUUCGGGCUACAUCCCGCAGUGUGUUUGGCCAUAAGGGUCAAUACCUUCCUGAGCUGCAGUCAAUAUCACAAGAUGUAUCGCACUGUCAAGGCCACUAGCGGCCGCCAGAUCUUCCAGCCUCUGCACACCCUCCGUAAUGCCGAGAAAGAGCUUCUUCCAGGCUUCCACCAGUAUGAAUGGCAACCCGCUCUGAAGAACGUGUCCAGCUCUUGGGAUGUGGGCAUCAUCGAUGGCCUCUCCGGUUGGACAUCCUCCGUGGAUGACGUCCCUGCGGACACCAUUUCUAGAAGGUUCCGCUACGAUGUGGCACUAGUCUCUGCAGUGAAAGACUUGGAAGAGGACAUCAUGGAGGGGUUAAGAGAAAGAGGGCUGGAUGACAGCUCGUGCACCUCUGGUUUCACCGUGGUGGUGAAAGAAUCGUGCGACGGUAUGGGAGAUGUUAGCGAGAAGCAUGGAUCAGGCCCAGCAGUCCCGGAGAAGGCUGUGAGGUUUUCCUUCACAAUCAUGUCUAUUAACAUCCGACUUGACGAUGAGGAGGACGCAGUCACGAUUUUUCAGGAACAGAAGCCAAACUCUGAGCUGUCCUGCAGGCCUUUGUGCCUUAUGUUUGUGGACGAGUCAGAUCACGAGACCCUGACAGCCAUCUUGGGACCCGUGGUGGCAGAGCGGAAAGCCAUGCUGGAAAGUCGGCUAAUCCUGUCUAUCGGCGGUAUGCAACGUUCCUUUAGAUUCUUCUUCCGAGGCACGGGCUAUGAUGAGAAGAUGGUACGUGAAUUGGAAGGUCUUGAAGCCUCAGGAUCUACUUACGUAUGUACGCUGUGUGACUCGACUCGAGCUGAGGCCUCGAAUAACAUGGUGCUGCAUUCCAUCACACGAAGCCACUGCGAAAACCUCGAGCGUUACGAAAUCUGGAGGAAAAAUCCUUUCUCGGAGUCUGCUGAUGAACUCCGUGACCGUGUCAAAGGUGUUUCUGCCAAGCCGUUCAUGGAGACCCAGCCCACCCUGGACGCCUUGCACUGCGACAUAGGCAAUGCUACGGAGUUCUACAAGAUCUUUCAGGAUGAGAUUGGCGAGGUCUUUCUGAAGAGCAAUCCAAGUCGAGAGGAGCGCCGGCGGUGGCGUUCAGCACUGGACAAACAGCUGAGGAAGAAACUGAAGCUCAAGCCCGUGAUGAGAAUGAACGGAAACUUCGCCCGACGGCUGAUGACCCGGGAAGCAGUGGAGGCGGUCUGUGAGCUCGUUCCUACUGAGGAACGCCGUGAGGCUCUGCUGAAGCUGAUGGAUCUCUACUUCCAGAUGAAGCCUGUGUGGAGGUCCACCUUCCCGGCACGGGACUGUCCGGACCAACUCUGUCAAUACAGCUACAACUCGCAGCAGUUUGCCGAUCUCCUUUCAACCACGUUUAAGUAUCGCUAUGAUGGAAAAAUCACCAACUACCUACACAAGACAUUGGCACACGUGCCUGAGAUUAUCGAGAGGGAUGGGUCUAUCGGAGCGUGGGCCAGCGAAGGCAACGAGUCCGGUAACAAACUGUUUCGCCGUUUCCGAAAAAUGAACGCAAGGCAGUCCAAAGCAUUCGAACUUGAAGAUGUCUUGAAACACCAUUGGCUGUACACCUCCAAGUAUCUACAGAAGUUUAUGGAGGCGCACAAGAAUUCAACAAAAGCUUUGCAGGCUACGUUCAAUCCAGAAGAGACUCCAGAUGAUGUUGACAUGGCUGUUGAAAUUCCAGAUUUUUAA